UUGAGCGGUCUCUUGAAUUAUGCGUUACACUAGCCCUAUCCGGAUGAUUGUUUUAGUCGGUAUAUAUUUUCAAUCUAUAUUAUAGUUUGAUGUUGCAAUGCAAUGCCCAAUGAUUAACCAAAAUUGUAUACUUGUAUUACACUGUUCAUAUUGUUCAUUUAAUACACUCCUUUUAUCAAAUUUAAUCAAUCAUUUUAAGACUGCUCAUUCCAGUGCUAAUUGUUUAUUCAGUUUAUAUCAAUGUCGACAUUGUCAGCUGAUAUCUACAUCUUGUCCAGUGCUUACUGAACAUUCAUUAAUAAAUCAUAUUGAAAAGGAGGUGUCAAUUCAGUGUAUAUAUCAGAAUCAUUCAGGAAAUCCAAUAUUCACAGGCGAACCAAUGUACGAAUGUUUGCUUUGUUCAUUCAAAGCCAAAGAAGUUAAAAAUUUAACUUUACAUUAUUUCGCUUUUCAUGGUAUCAAAAAUGCCAGUCCGAAUUUAACCAAGCAUUUAUCAUAUGACUAUUCAUCAGGUUUUUAGAUUAACUUAUAACUUUCAUGAUGCUAAAUCAUUAUUUUUAAAUGAUAAACGCAAUGCAUUUGUUGAUAUCAGUCAAGAAGACGGGGAGAUGAGUUCACAUUCAGUUGGAACAGAAAGUGGUAGUCGCUACUCCAGAGGAUCUCACCAUAGUUCAUCUCAAGUCAACAAUUGUUUAAUGCCAUAUAAAUGCACUCACUGUGGAAAUGCCUAUCACAAAAGAAAAUAUUUUGCAGAACAUGUUUUCUCCUGUUCAAAAUCUUUGCAGUUAACAUGUCCAUGUGGUCGUGUUUGUAAAUGGCGAUCGAAUUUCUAUGCGCAUAGAAAAUCGUGCGCUGUUUAUAAACAGCUUGUAACCGGUGGCAGUCAUCAUUCAGUUUUUCGUCGUCGUGGUCUCACUAUAUCUAAAUCAGAGGCCAAUGAUGACUCCGACAGUAUUGCUAAAGAAUCUGUCAGUUCCAGUGAACAUCUUCUUGAUAUGUCAACUAAUUCAAAAGAUCCUACCUGUUUAAAUAUCAUCGAUUCAAACAGUCUAACUCCCCUAGUUUCUUCAUCUGCUGUCACUGAAGUCAAUUCCCAGUCUAGUGCAGAUUCUAGUACUGAUGUAUUUAGAAAUCAUUCUGAUUCCCUUCAAACCUCCCUGACAUACAUUACCACACCGAUUUCAUCGAUAUCUACAUCAAUUCCAACUUAUGUAUCCAAUACAAACAAUGAAACUAGUAAUAUAAGUCUUGUUGGCCUACCCAGUAAUACCUUGGUCACUUCCACUUCUAUAAUUCAUGCAUUAAGUCAGACAUCUUCGAAUUUAUCUGUAUUAGUGGAUACACGUUGUCCUGUCAGCAGUUAUCCAUCGAAUCAAAUGUCUGAGUGUAGUGGUGGUGGUGGUACCACUUCAGAGAGUGGAUUUAUUCAGUGUGUAUCAGGCAAAAGUGAACCACUUAUCAUGUUUCCCGGUAUGUGAUGAUGACGGUGAUGUGUUAGUGAUUUUAUUUCCAUUUCAAUAUUCUUAUUAUUCUCGUACAAAUAAUCACUGUCUGUGAGUUUAAUUAAAACAAAAAUGCUGUUGUAAUUCUUCAAAUUAUAACACACUCUCCCUGCUACUACUACUACUACUUCACAAAGAUUUGUUUUUUUUUUCGAAAAAUUCAAUCCCAAUGAAAUCGACGACUUCAUUGACACACUUUCAUUAUCUGUAUCAUAUGUGAAAUAGUUGAAUUCUCAUUUCCAUUACUUUCUAUUCUUUUACUUGACUUGUGUAUAAAAUAUUAUUUCUUAUUUACCAUUUUUUUAUAUACAUUUACAUCUCUCUCUCUUUCUGAGCUUCUGUUUACAAAUAAAAUCGUGUAAAGCAUCAGAUAAAAAAAGAAGCAGUUGGAUGAGUUUUAUAUGUUUCUCUUAGCACAUUUGAGAUUAACAGAGCAAUAGGAUGAACUUCACUUGCAAGUGUAUCGCACACCAGGCCAUCUUUUCAGCUGGAAGCCGAAUUGGGCAACAACGAGUUGGGGCGUCCAAGAGUGAUAUGAAGAAGAUAGACUGAGAAGGAGAUGAGAGCACUUGUGAGGCCAGCUGAAAAGAACGGCAGAGAAUUGCGGAUUAAGUGGAGAUGUGCUGUUGUGGUGAAGCCCACAUUAGGAACCCAAGGGGGUUGGGAUAAUAUUAUUGAAAUUCAUCUGCAUUCAAUCUGCUGAAUGAAUUCAAGUCUUGUUUACAUGAAUUCUUAUGAAAAUAGUCUUGUAUGUGUAUAUAAAACAAAUUAUAUAAGCUUUCAAGCUGUCAAUAAAAUAUGCAUUCAUUCAUGUGAAUGCAAAAUGUUACAAUAAAUUGAGAUUUUUAAUCUU
This is a messenger RNA of Trichobilharzia regenti, 2355 nucleotides long. NCBI's taxonomy places the organism in Eukaryota, Metazoa, Platyhelminthes, Trematoda, Strigeidida, Schistosomatidae. The record is from the annotation of a GenBank genome assembly.